This is a messenger RNA of Serpula lacrymans var. lacrymans S7.9, 597 nucleotides long. RefSeq lists its product as uncharacterized. Bases 14 to 493 code for a protein of 159 amino acids. The record is from RefSeq and is a predicted model, not a curated record. The transcript is spliced from 5 exons. NCBI's taxonomy places the organism in Eukaryota, Fungi, Basidiomycota, Agaricomycetes, Boletales, Serpulaceae.
GUCGCCUUUGCUAAUGUCAUUCCAAGCUCUCCUACCACGCCUCCAUACCAGACAUGUCAAGAAACCGAUUAAUUACCUGAUUCAAGCCACGAGAAAUUACAAUGUGUAUGAACCAUUACUACAAAAGCGGGGCGGGGUGAUGAGAACGGUCCUUGCAUUUCAUUUUCUGAGAACUUGGUACAAAGCUAUAGUACCUCAUGCCAACGAGGAAGAUUGCUUACCGCAGGCCCACGUCCGCCGGGCCGGUGCGUUCGAAACGAAAUGGGCAGCGCCAUCCACAGGAUCUGGUGCAGACGUUCAUGUAGCUCCAGACAGCCAAUCAUCUAGUUCACAUCAGAAAACCGAUGCCCCAGCCACUUCUCAACAACCAUUUUGGGCCGACCACUGGCAACCAUCCGGUGAGCCCACAAUUUCAAGUUAUUCUGCUAGUAAGAAGUCCAGGAGAGGCCAAACGCGGCUGAGGGACGGGUACCCCUGGUUCAAACCAAGCUGAACCACAGCUAAGCAGUUCAUUAAAGUUGACUUACUGGAUUAUCUGCACCUUCCAUUUCUCAUGAUGACAUGUAAAUGUGGACAUUGUGACAAUUAUUUUUGCAU